CGACUCGGCCUUCCUUCGGGACAAGUAGUAUAUUCGUUCUCUUUUGUUUUAGAUGAAAGCAUAUAAGACUAUCGUUGCUUGCUUCGUAUCAGCUACCUCUUCUACACCAUAGUCAUCCAGUGUACAGAACAUACCUAGUUAUACUCGGCCCCAUAUAACACACAUCACACAAGUUACUUGACAACAUAUCAAUACAAUAACAACAAUGCCGGCCUCUAUCCACCGAACGUCUGCAGACCGCCCAUCCACAUCCACCCAAUCUUCCUUCACCAACCAACCCGAAAGCACGACUUCAGCUUCUUCUACAAAAUCUGGACGGAAUCCCCUCCUCAAAGCCCUCAAAGCACCCUUCCAGGGCUGGUCGACAUCACUCCUAGCCGCCAAAGAGGAUCUCGAUGACGAGUACAACUUCGCUAGCGGAAGGAGACGGGGAGCGGAUUACAACUUCCCUAGUGUAGGGAGGAGAGGGUCGGAGGAGUAGAUGAGACUUUGAUAUAAGGAGUCAGAAGGAUGGGAUCGGGCGGAUUGAAAGCGGGCUGGGGAACCACAGGCAGCUGUGACCUAGCAUGCACACCUUCGCAAGUGUGUCUCACCAAGGAAAUGAAGAGAGAUCUGCGGUCAUCGGAGGGGAAGAAGAUGAUACGACGGAAUGAUGUGCUCUAUACCCAUUUCUAUACAGUAAUACCACGACUGGGUUUUCCUCACAUUCUUUCAC
Molecule: messenger RNA, 715 nt
Organism: Mytilinidion resinicola
Lineage: Eukaryota; Fungi; Ascomycota; Dothideomycetes; Mytilinidiales; Mytilinidiaceae
Exons: 1
Coding region: 206-481 (91 amino acids)
Source: RefSeq, a predicted model, not a curated record